Molecule: messenger RNA, 444 nt
Organism: Anthonomus grandis grandis
Lineage: Eukaryota; Metazoa; Arthropoda; Insecta; Coleoptera; Curculionidae
Gene: sun
Product: protein stunted-like
Exons: 4
Coding region: 139-312 (57 amino acids)
Biological process (GO): proton motive force-driven mitochondrial ATP synthesis
Cellular component (GO): mitochondrial inner membrane
Molecular function (GO): proton-transporting ATP synthase activity, rotational mechanism
Source: RefSeq, a predicted model, not a curated record
GUUGAUAGUUGUCAUUUUCGUCAAAUUUGUCACUUGUCAAAAAACCAUCGGUGUUCCAAGGCGAAGAUAACACAGCAAAAAAGUAAUUUUUGCAUUUUCCUUCAGUUUUUAACGAAAAAAGACCAAACUUAAUUCAACAUGAGCGCCUGGAGACAAGCCGGUCUUAACUAUAUCAAUUACUCGAACAUCGCUGCCAAACUACUUAGACAAGCUUUGAAGGCUGAUUUAAGGACAGAAGCUCUUAAGAGAAAUGAAUCACACCUUAAGGUCACAAAGUGGGAAGGUGGCAAGCCUAUUAAUGCUAGAGAAUAAACUAGAAGUACCUCUUAAUCCUCAGAAUAUUAGAUCCAACAUCAAGUGAUUAGAAUUUAAGGGUAAAAAGUGUUUUUAUGUUGAAGUUCACUGUUAAUAAAUAAACAUGAAAAAUAAAUUAGUACAAUAAAA